This is a messenger RNA of Seriola dumerili (greater amberjack), 1955 nucleotides long. Its product is annotated as solute carrier family 25 member 38-A-like. The transcript has 8 exons. The record is from RefSeq and is a predicted model, not a curated record. Bases 419 to 1276 code for a protein of 285 amino acids. Gene Ontology annotation, molecular function: glycine transmembrane transporter activity. Lineage: Eukaryota; Metazoa; Chordata; Actinopteri; Carangiformes; Carangidae. Gene Ontology annotation, biological process: glycine import into mitochondrion. Gene Ontology annotation, cellular component: mitochondrion; mitochondrial inner membrane.
UUAAGUGUAAGUUAUCAGUCAGUGAAAAUCACGGUUAUCAGUGUUUAUGGCGCAGUACAGACUUACUGGUCACCGGUGAGGCUCAGGUCCGUCUGUGCGAUGGUUAUGACGGUCUGAACGAUUGACGCAGACAUUUAACCUGGUUUAUUUUUCCCUCCCUCGACGGAGAGAAAACCUCACUGCGGUCAAACGAACGAACGAACGAACGACGAAGACGAAGUUAAGCAUCUCUGUGUUUCCUUUCACCGCGACCUACGCUUUUUGUGUUCAUGUAAUGGCUUCCGACUUGUGAUAUCAAUCUCUGCAACAGUCUACCUAUACUGCAGGAGGCAACUUUAAGGAGGCUGUAGGGGGGGUAAUUUACAUUUGCAACAUUUCAGAGACUGACAAGUGGAGGAAAGCAUCAUCCUGAGGAACUAUGGAGCUGUCACUGGCUCACCCAGCUAUCAAAGCCUUCAUGUGUGGCUCCCUCAGUGGGACCUGCUCCACGCUGCUUUUCCAGCCCCUCGACCUGGUCAAGACUCGUCUGCAGACGCUGCAGAGCGGCAUGCAGCCCGGUUCAGGCAGAGUGGGGAUGGUGACGGUGCUCCUGAGCGUGGUGCGGACAGAGAGGCUGCUGGGACUGUGGAAAGGAGUUUCACCGUCCUUUGUUCGGACCAUCCCAGGUGUGGGGAUCUACUUCAGCACCUACUACUCUCUGAAGCAGCACUUCUUCCAGGACGGCAGCCCCGGGGCCUUGGAGGCCGUGGUGCUGGGAGGCGGGGCCCGGUCGGUGGCGGGGGUGUUCAUGCUGCCGGUCACUGUCAUCAAGACACGCUUUGAAUGUGGCAGGUACAGUUACAGGAGCGUGGUCGGGGCUCUGCGCAGCGUGUGUCGGACUGAGGGUCCCGCUGCUCUGUUCUCCGGCCUGAUGGCCACUCUCCUCAGAGACGUUCCCUUCUCUGGCAUCUACGUCAUGUUCUACAGCCAGACCAAGGCCUCACUGCCAAAAGAAAUCAGCACGUCUCCUUCGGCGCCCCUGGCGAACUUCAGCUGUGGGCUCCUGGCGGGUGUGUUGGCCUCUAUGGUCACUCAGCCUGCUGAUGUGGUCAAAACACACGUCCAAGUGAAUCCACAGCUGAGGACGGCAGAGGCCAUCAGAUACAUCUAUAUGGAACACGGCGUCCGGGGCUUCUUCAGAGGGGCCGUUCCACGAUCACUAAGGAGGACCAUGAUGGCCGCCAUGGCGUGGACAGUGUAUGAGCAGAUGAUGGCCCACAUCGGGCUCAAGUCCUGAAGGGGAAUGUUGAUGGGAGGCUUUGUGAAAGAAAGACAGAAAGAAAGAAAAAGAAGAGAUUAAAGUCAAGUCACUGAGAGAAGACUGUAAUGUGUGAAGAUGAAGGAACAGCUUCAGUGGACUGGGGAGCAAAGAGAGUGAGAGUGAGUGACGAGCACAUUACAAAGGAGAUGUGGAGAGUUUGCAUAUGUCAAAUGUUUUUUCUGGAUUCUGGCUGAAGUUCAAGAAUCCUGCCUUUGAUACGUACGAAUAUUUUUGAGAAUAAUGUUGAUGUGCUGUGAUGUUCUAUAUUGCACUACAAGUUGUACAGAAGUUUUGAUCCUAAUGAGUAUUUGGACUGAGACUUUCCUUGUUUUAGAAAUGUGGUGGGACUUCCUUUGUCUGUGAAAUCACAUGGAACAUAUCCAUGUGACUGCAGUGAUCAGCUCGGACUUCUCAUGGCACAGUUUAAAAUCUGGACUGGCUCUUAAAUGCCUUUACAAUAACACAGUGUUAUUUAUAUUCUGAUAUUUUUUGUAUUUUUUGCCAAAUGAAAUGAUAUGUGCUUGUAAUAUUUACUCAGUACAUUCAUCUGCCUUAAAAUGAAAUGAUUUUUGAUAUUUUUCAAAGUGUGUGUUAAUGGAAAUGUAUUUACCACUGUAAAAGUAUUCUACCUUUUGAAGGAUGUUUAAUAAAAUUA